GGUCGCUCCACUCGCAUGUCCGCUCUUGCAGAGGUUCCAGUAGCCCAUCAGGAAAAUGAGAUGGAAGUGGAGAUGCCUGCACCUGCGAACUCGCACAAGUCAUUUUCUGCUUCUGCCCGCCCCCCUAGGCCCUCCUGUUCUGCAGUGGCUGAAAUUCCAUUGACGAUGGUCAGCGAGGAAAUGGAAGAGCAAGUUCGUCCCAGCCGUGGCUCCUCUUCUACAAACCAUGUGAACUCAGUUCGAAGGAAAUCAUGCGCUGUGAAGGAAAUUGAAAGAAUGAAGAACAAGCGAGAAGAGAAGAAAACGCAGAACUCUGAAAUGAAAAUAAGGCGUGCUCAGGAGUUUGACAAUAACUUUCCAAACUGGGAAUUUGCACGGAUGAUUAAAGAAUUUCGGACCACUUUGGAAUGUCAUCCACUCACUGUGACCGAUCCUAUUGAUGAGCACAGAAUAUGUGUCUGUGUGAGGAAACGACCUCUAAAUAAACAAGAAUUGACCAAGAAGGAAAUUGAUAUGAUUUCAAUUCCUAGCAAGAGUCUCCUCUUGGUACAUGAACCCAAGUUAAAAGUGGACCUAACAAAGUAUUUGGAGAAUCAAGCAUUCUGCUUUGAUUUUGUAUUUGAUGAAAUGGCUACCAAUGAAGUUGUCUACAGGUUCACAGCAAGACCACUGGUACAGACCAUCUUCGAAGGUGGAAAAGCAACAUGUUUUGCAUAUGGCCAGACGGGAAGUGGCAAGACACAUACGAUGGGCGGAGACCUCACCGGGAAAGCCCACAACACAUCCAAAGGGAUCUACUCCAUGGCCUCCCGGGACGUCUUCCUCCUGAAGAAUCAGCCUCGCUACCGGAGUCUGGGUCUGGAAGUCUAUGUGACGUUUUUCGAGAUCUAUAAUGGGAAGCUCUUCGACCUGCUCAACAAGAAGGCCAAGCUGCGGGUGCUGGAGGACGGCAAGCAGCAGGUGCAGGUGGUGGGGCUACAGGAGCACCUGGUGAACAGCGCUGAUGAUGUCAUCAAGAAGAUUGAAAUGGGCAGCGCCUGCAGGACCUCUGGGCAGACUUUUGCCAACUCCAACUCUUCCCGCUCCCACGCCUGCUUCCAAAUUCUUCUUAAAACCAAAGGGAGAGUAUACGGCAAGUUUUCUUUGGUGGAUCUAGCAGGGAACGAGCGGGGUGCGGACACUUCCAGCGCUGACCGGCAAACUCGCAUGGAGAGUGCAGAAAUCAACAAGAGUCUUCUGGCCCUUAAGGAGUGCAUCAGGGCCCUGGGACAGAACAAGGCUCAUACCCCUUUCCGAGAAAGCAAGCUGACGCAGGUGCUGAGGGACUCCUUCAUCGGGGAGAACUCCCGGACCUGCAUGAUUGCCAUGAUCUCCCCGGGUAUCAGUUCUUGUGAAUAUACUUUAAACACACUGAGAUAUGCAGACAGGGUCAAGGAGCUGAGCCCCCACACUGGGUCCGGUGGGGAGCAGGCCAUUCAGAUGGAAACAGAAGAGACAGAAAGCUCCAUGGGGGUCCUGAUGAGCAACAAUCUCUCCAAAGAAGAGGAUGAUCUGUCUUCCCAGAUGUCCAGCUUCAAUGAAGCCGUGACUCAGAUCAGGGAGCUGGAGGAGCGGGCCAUGGAAGAGCUCAAAGAGAUUAUCCAGCAAGACCCAAGCUGGGUUGAGCUCUUUGAGAUGUCUGAGCAGCCUGACUAUGACCUGGAGACCUUCGUGAACAAAGCAGAGUCAACCCUGGUCCAGCAAGCCAAGAACAUCUCUUCUCUGCAAGAUACCAUCAAGGCUUUGCGAUUGGCCAUGCAGUUGGAGGAGCAGGCCAGCAGGCAAAUGAGCUGCAAGAAACGACAUCAGUGA
This is a messenger RNA of Suncus etruscus (white-toothed pygmy shrew), 1851 nucleotides long. RefSeq names its product kinesin family member 2C (gene KIF2C). The record is from RefSeq and is a predicted model, not a curated record. Gene Ontology annotation, molecular function: microtubule motor activity; microtubule binding; ATP binding. The coding region runs from base 16 to 1851 and encodes 611 amino acids. The transcript is spliced from 17 exons. Gene Ontology annotation, biological process: microtubule-based movement. Lineage: Eukaryota; Metazoa; Chordata; Mammalia; Eulipotyphla; Soricidae.